Molecule: messenger RNA, 1904 nt
Organism: Hevea brasiliensis (rubber tree)
Lineage: Eukaryota; Viridiplantae; Streptophyta; Magnoliopsida; Malpighiales; Euphorbiaceae
Product: hydroxymethylglutaryl-CoA lyase, mitochondrial
Exons: 10
Coding region: 232-1533 (433 amino acids)
Biological process (GO): ketone body biosynthetic process; L-leucine catabolic process
Cellular component (GO): mitochondrion
Molecular function (GO): hydroxymethylglutaryl-CoA lyase activity
Source: RefSeq, a predicted model, not a curated record
AAAAAAAAAAACCUCAGUUCGCAACCUCUUCACGUUGCUUAACCUUCCCUUCUUCCUCUUUCUUUCCAUCUAACCCCACAUAAACCAGAGCAUUAUCUCUGAAACCCUAGUCAUUCCCUUCAAGCUUUUCUCUUCAAUUCAGGUUCAUUGUAUUGCAGAAGUAGUGGACAAGGGUGAGUGAGAAUUCGGUGAAAAUUGCUCACUAUUUGAACGUUGAUUGUUUCAAAAUCAAUGUCAAGUUUGCAAGAGCCCCUUGGUCUUGACAAGUUGCCAAGCAUGAGUACUAUUGACAGGAUUCAAAGGUUCUCAUCUGGCACUUGCCGUCCCAGUGCUGAUGAUAUGGGAAUGGGAAAUUGCUGGAUUGAAGGAAGGGGUUGCAGCUCAUCCAAUUGUUACGAGGAAGAUUAUGAAGGGCAUACAAGAGGGACAUUUUCUUGGAGAAGACAUACCAGGGAUCUGUCCCAAGGUGAUUCCUUUAAUCGAAGGACAAUGAGCUUAGGAAGGAACCAUAUGAUGUGUGGAACAGUUUGGGACUCACGGUACUUUCCAGAUCAUCAAUAUAACUCCGAGUCCAAGGACAAAGAGAUGCAGGAUUUAACAAAUAAGUUUUGGAAAGGAAUACCAAAGUUUGUGAAGAUAGUAGAAGUUGGUCCAAGGGAUGGGCUACAGAAUGAGAAAAAUAUUGUACCUACAGAUGUAAAGAUUGAAUUGAUCCGCAGACUAGUUUCUUCUGGAUUGCCAGUUGUUGAGGCUACAAGUUUUGUAUCACCUAAAUGGGUUCCUCAGUUAGCAGAUGCAAGAGAUGUGAUGAAAGCAGUUCAAAGUUUGGAGGGCUCUAGAUUGCCUGUUCUGACACCUAAUCUAAAAGGAUUUGAAGCAGCAGUCGCAGCUGGUGCAAAGGAAGUAGCAGUUUUUGCAUCAGCUUCUGAGUCAUUUUCAAAGUCAAACAUAAAUUGUAGCAUCGAAGAGAGUCUUGCUCGUUAUCGUGCUGUUACUCAUGCUGCUAAGGGGCUUGGAAUUCCUGUUCGUGGGUAUGUAUCAUGCGUUAUUGGGUGUCCUGUGGAAGGAGCAAUUCCUCCUCCAAAAGUGGCAUAUGUGGCAAAGCAACUUUAUGACAUGGGUUGUUUUGAAAUUUCUCUUGCUGAUACAAUUGGUGUUGGUACACCUGGAACUGUUAUUCCCAUGCUUGAAGUUGUAAUGGCUGCUGUUCCUGUUGAGAAGCUUGCUGUCCACUUUCAUGAUACAUAUGGGCAAUCUCUUCCAAAUAUUUUAGUUUCCCUCCAGAUGGGGAUUAGCACAGUGGACUCAUCUAUUGCUGGUUUAGGUGGGUGCCCGUAUGCUAAGGGAGCAUCAGGCAAUGUUGCCACUGAAGAUGUUGUCUACAUGCUUAAUGGGCUUGGUGUGAAAACCAAUGUGGAUCUACAUAAACUCCUCUCUGCUGGGGAUUUCAUAAGCAACCACUUAGGUCGCCCAUCUGGAUCGAAGACUGCUGUUGCCUUGAGCCGAGUUACAGCUGAUGCCUCAAAAAUAUGAGGUUUUGCAGGUAGACGUAUUCAUAUCCAGAUACAAACCGGGAAAAUUGCAGAUUGAUUCCUGCAUGUGUUCCUAACACGUAUGCCAUAUAUAUAUAAUAAAUACAUGUAUAGAGACUGGAAUAGAAACCAAUAGAUAUAUCUUAUAAUUUCAGCAAAAAACUAUGCAUUGUACUCAAAUGAAUGAUGUUAGUAGCAGAAGCUGCAUAUUGUGCUCAUUUUUGUGCAACAAAGAAGAGCAGAAUUUUGAUUACCCUUAAACUUGAACAAGUGGAAACCUGCUAAAUUUGGAUAGUUAAGUAUCAGCAUUGGUUAUAGUUCAUGUAAAUAGAUGCUUCAUUUCUAUCAGCUGAUUAAAAUUAUUUGCAUUAA